This is a messenger RNA of Aaosphaeria arxii CBS 175.79, 1228 nucleotides long. RefSeq lists its product as uncharacterized. The record is from RefSeq and is a predicted model, not a curated record. The transcript is spliced from 3 exons. NCBI's taxonomy places the organism in Eukaryota, Fungi, Ascomycota, Dothideomycetes, Pleosporales. The coding region runs from base 231 to 1100 and encodes 289 amino acids.
GAUGAAAAUGCCUCGCAGGUCCUCGCAGAUCCUGUUGUCUCCUUCAGUCAUUUACCUUGCAUACCUUCAUUUCAAUCGUUGAUGUGUUUCCUCGUUCAUCGUCGUGUCUUUCUUUAAAUUCCUCAUUUUCUCGCAUUUUAUACUUGGCAAAUCCGGGGUACCUUCGCUUCGUCCCAUAACCGUCUCUUGGCCCCCCUUGGCAAGGCGUUUGAUUGGUCUUUUCCGACGACAUGGAAGCCCGAAAAGAGAUUCAUACGAUCUAUCACGGGCCUCAUGUUAUUGACCUGGUCAAUGAAGCCAUCUCUCGUUUGGCACCUUUUUCUGCUCUCAUUCUUACGAUUACGCUGGUUGUUUUCUUCUUAGUACGCUACUACCUCUUCGAAUCUUAUUUGAUGCAAAGAUGCUACGGAGACAAGUACGCGAAUCUCAAUGAAGUCAACCGGCGGGGAUUCGUCAAUCACCACAUGGCUGGCAUCGCCAAAAUUGUCAUGUUGGUUGUGGGUGCAUAUCCAUUUGUCAAUGUGACUUUUGGCAAAUCAUCGGUGCACACCCUUUAUACAAGAGGAGGAGUAGUGACAUACGGUGAUGUCCUUAUCGUGAUCAAUCAGAUCUUCAUUGCGAUGUAUGUUUUCGAGCUCUUGUAUCGUGCAAAGCUCUCCCCUAUCGCUUGUGCCCACCACAUUGGAGCGAUUAUGAUCGCCCAAAGCGCUGUGGCAAUGAGCCUGAAUUGGGAACACGAAAGGGACGCCACCAUCGAGUUUGUGCUUUGUUUCGUCUGGGGUGCUUUCGAUCUCAUCGCCGAGUUUUGGCCACAUGUAGCUAUUAUUCUGUAUCGUGUUUACCCAAAGGACCAUCAUUUUCUUUCUAGAGUCUUUCUCUUUAGCUUCAUCAGUACGCUUUCUGGCACUGUGAUCGAAACCAUAGUCGUCAUGUGGCUGUUCGGCUCUCUGUGGCAUCGUUGGACCUUGCCAUUUAAAAUUGUCACCCCGCUUCUGCAUGUGGUUUUCAGUGCCGCUCAAUUAUGGGGAGCCAAAAACUUCCGCAGUAUGUGGCUCAGGCAGAAGAGUUUGUUGAAGGAAGUCCCCGGAAAUGCGGCAUAAAGGUUGGGUGGCAUAUUUCUCUAUAUCUCCUUCUGGAUUACUGGAAGAUCGAACUCAAAUAAUUGUCAUGUACUGCAAGUUCAUUUCAAAAAAUUUAUAUGCAAAAAGAAAUAUCGAUAGUACAAUCC